CCACCGCUUGUUUUGUCCUGUUUUUUCUUUUUCUCUGUUUCUACGAGAAAAUUCAGUGUCUUCAGUAACCAAAAACGAUUUUAGAGACGGAGAAAUAGAGAGCUGUUCUUGUUCUGUAACUCCUUCGAUCGAUUAGAUAAAACUCGAAUGAGUAUUUGAUUCGUAGAACAUAUGGAGAUAUCGUCUUCGUCCCAACGUUUCGGUUGUAUCCUUAGAGAUCGUAAUCAAAACGCUUUCGUUUGCAAGAGGAAUAUGAAAGCUCCCGUGAAAGACCGCCAUCAUCAUCAUCAUCACGAGCUCUUUAAAUCUCACGUCUCCGACGAGAAUUCCGAGAACUUGGUCGAUUCUUGGAUCGAGACUCUUAAUAAAAAGAACGAUAGCAACAAUGAUGAUAUUGUUCGGUUAACGGGAAAACCAACCGUUAGAAAGUCGCGUGUUAUUGCAUCUCCCGUAGAAGAAUAUGUUUCGAGGAAGGAGAAAUGUGAUGAUUCGAAGAGGAACGGAGCUUCUUCUUUGGUACAGAUAUGGGAGGCGAGGCUAAACCCAUCCAGCGGCGGAAACUCGCCGAGCCAUAACCAAUCCACGGUGGCUAGUAGUAUCCGGGGCGAUUCAGGAGUCACUGUUCAAGAUUCCUGUUUUUCAGAAUCUCCGUCUGAUGAAUCGGACGCUGAGAAUGGUCAUGUGGAGAUGGAGUCACAUGGUUCGGUUUCUGAUUCCGGUCGAGUCGCUGACUUAAUUAGGAGGCUUAGCAAUGAAAAGAAGCUAAUCGCCGGCGGGGGUGGACUCUCGACUAUCAAAACGCCGAGACCUUACAUUUCAUCCUGCUCGUCGUCGGAGAAAAGCAGUUUUCCGAUGGUUAGUUGCUCGCCGAGACUCCGAGGACGACAAGCGUUCACUGAUCUGCUUAUGCGAAUGGAACGGGAUCGCCACCGCGAAUUGGAUUCGCUUCAUCAACGCAACGCAGUUUCUAGGUUUACUCAGCGUGGCCGCCUCCAGUCAAUGCUAAGGCUAAGGAACCUCAAACGCUGUCUACCAAUUCAAGAUCAAUACCGGUCUAACGAAAAAACGACCAGAUUGAACCGUAUUGAAUCAGGCCCUGCAGUUCUACGUUUAAGGGAGAAAUUUCGUGCUAACGCAGUCAACGCUGCGGCUGCACCUGCAGCAGAUCAGAGGAAGGAUCAUCAUCAAUCCGCUGAUACGAGUAAAGAGACAGAAGCAGCUACAGAGGGGACAAGGUUGAAGAAAGGCGGUAUUAAUCAAGAAGCUUCUUUCGCUGCAGCAGACGCAAGGUUAUGUAAGGAAGAAGAAACUGUAAAUGGAACAGUUGAAGCAAACGUGGAUUGCCUUGAGCUGCAAGAAACAGGAGGUGCAAAGACUUGGAAUGACAACAAGUUCGAAGAUAAAGAGGAAAAAACAAGUCAGAUCGAAACUCCAGAAUCAAUCCAGAAUAAACUUGAGAUCAAAAUGGAAAAUUGUGUGCAAGAAGCUCCAGAGACGCAAGGUGUGGUACAUGAGAGUAACGAGAUGGACCAGUGCCUUGAGCAACAAGAAAAUUCUUAUCUGAAUGAAUGGGAAGAUCAAGAAGAGUAUGAAGAGGAGCAGUAUUAUUACGGAGAAGCGAACAACAACGACUGGCUUAGCGAAAUAUCACGGCCGAAAAGUUACUGGGAGGAACUGAGGAAGUCGCGGUACCUGGAAGUAAUGAACACUCCGUCUGAUAAAGAGGACAUACGCAGACUCCUUGAGCGAAGAACGGUAACAGACUUUCUUGAGAGCGGGUUAAGAGAGGAGAUCGAUAGGCUCAUGAUGUCCCGUGUGCAGACACACUCGAGUAAACACUCUGAAAAAUGGGAACAUGAACAAGAAGAAGAGGAAGAACAGAACAAUGAAGUUGUGGAAGAAGUUGAUGAAGAAGAAGAAGAGCCAUUAACAGAAGGCGAAGAGCAAGACGAUAGAGAUGACUCUAGCCGAGCUUCUUCCCAUAUUUUUGCAUCGUCUCAUGCGGGAUCAUGGAGUUCGCAAGACACUGAAGUAACUUCUUCCACUCCUGUCUUGUCUGUCCAUAAUCCUCGUUCACCCGAAAUGGAGCUUAUAAGUGACAUGAGAGCACAGAUCCAACAGCUUCACCAAGAAAUGUCGUUACUGCGAGACUCUGUCAAGACAUGUUUGGAUGCUAACGGGAGCUUGCAACAGUCAUUCCACGGAGAAAACCAAAUGAAACGCAAAUGCUGCGUCUGCGACCAAACGCAGGUCGAAGCGGUUUUGUAUAUGUGCGGACAUAUGUGCACGUGCUUAAAAUGUGCCAAUGAACUACACUGGAGUGGAGGGAAAUGCCCGAUUUGUCGAGCUCAGAUUAUGGACGUUGUUCGUGUCUUCUUCGAUACAAGAAACUGAAGUAAAAAAAGGGUUCCUAAACGCAUGACGAGUCCACUAACCCCAUAGGCCCUAUGUUUUUCUUAUCGCGUUUGCGUUAUUUGGCGUUUUGGGUCUUAAUAUCGUAAUGUUCUCUUAAUAUUAGGUUAAUGUUACCAACAUUGUAACGAAAGGUUUUGUUUAGUUUUAUAAAGUUUUUGA
Brassica oleracea var. oleracea is the source of this 2574-nucleotide messenger RNA. RefSeq names its product trichohyalin-like. The transcript is spliced from 6 exons. Bases 172 to 2394 code for a protein of 740 amino acids. NCBI's taxonomy places the organism in Eukaryota, Viridiplantae, Streptophyta, Magnoliopsida, Brassicales, Brassicaceae. The record is from RefSeq and is a predicted model, not a curated record.